AUGUACCUGUUUCAUAAAAUGGAAAACUAUGAAGUUUACCAGGGAAAACAAUGGAGCUACCUAAAUAUUUGGCUAAUUUUAUACCUGUUUCCAAAAAUCUGUGUAUCAAAUCCUUCAAAACCUAACUUUUUACUGAUACUAGCUGAUGAUCUUGGUAUUGGAGAUGUGGGUUGCUAUGGCAAUGAUACAGUAAGGACCCCUAACAUUGAUGGCCUGGCAAAGGAUGGAGUGAGACUUACUCAGCACAUUGCUGCAGCAGCUGUCUGUACCCCAAGCAGAGCCGCUUUCCUGACUGGCAGAUACCCUAUCAGAUCAGGCAUGGCAUCCAGCACUCAGCGGCAGGUUCUCUUCUGGAAUGGUGGUUCAGGAGGGCUCCCGACAAAUGAAACUACUUUUGCCAGAAUACUCUACCAGCAAGGCUACUCUACAGCACUUGUAGGGAAAUGGCAUAUGGGUGUGAACUGCAAAACCAGCCAUGACCACUGCCACCAUCCUUUAAAUCAUGGUUUUGAUUACUUUUAUGGCAUGCCUUUUACCCUUGUGAACGAGUGUCAAGGCACAGAUGACCCUGAAUUGGCCAAGUCUUUACAAGAAACAUAUUGGUUUCAUACUCAGAUGAUCAUCCUUGCAGUAUUUACUCUUGUGAUUGGAAAAUGUGCCAAUUUAUUCCCAGUAAAAUGGAAAAUAAUAAUCUGUCUGGCCAUCUGUGGUCUCCUUCAUUUCAUCUCCUGGUUCUCCAGCUAUGGUUUUACCAAGUACUGGAACUGUAUCCUGAUGAGAAACCAUGAUAUCACUGAACAACCGAUGAACCUACAAAAAACUACUUCUAAUAUGCUGAAGGAGGCAAUUACAUUCAUUGAAAGAAACAAGCAUAGACCAUUUCUUCUCUUUGUUUCCCUUUUACAUGUUCACACCCCUCUCAUUACCACUGAGAAAUUUCAGGGAAGAAGCAGGCAUGGCCUGUAUGGAGAUAAUGUGGAGGAGAUGGACUGGAUGGUGGGCAGGCUUCUGGAUGUUAUUGACAAAGAGGACUUGAAGAAUACCACAUUCAUUUAUUUUGCAUCUGAUCAUGGAGGAUUCUUAGAAGCUCACAGAGGAAAUUCUCAGUUGGGUGGAUGGAAUGGGAUAUAUAAAGGUGGAAAAGGAAUGGGAGGAUGGGAAGGAGGAAUCCGUGUUCCAGGCAUAGUUAGAUGGCCAGGAGUGUUACCUGCAGGGACAGUGAUCGAUGAACCUACAAGCCUUAUGGACAUUUAUCCUACAGUGGUUCAACUGGCUGGAGGGGCAGUGCCUCAGGACAGGGUCAUGGAUGGGCACACCUUGCUGCCCCUGCUGCUGGGGACAGAGCAGCACUCCAGGCACGAGUUCCUGUUCCACUACUGCGGUGUGUUUCUGCAUGCAGUGCGCUGGCACCAGAAGGACAGUGGCACCGUAUGGAAAGCUCAUUAUGCUACUCCAGUGUUUCAGCCAGAAGCUUCUGGGGCCUGCUUCAGAAGAGGAAUUUGUCCGUGUUUUGGGGAUGGUGUAACCCAUCAUGACCCUCCACUGCUGUUCAAUCUCUCACAAGAUCCAUCUGAGGCAAAUCCUCUAUCAGCAGACACUGAGCCCUUGUUUGACACUGUAACAAGGAGAAUAAGGAGAGCUGUGGAAGAGCAUCGCAAGACACUGACUCCAGUCCCACAACAGCUGUCUCCUUACAAUAACAGAUGGAAGCCAUGGCUGCAGCCAUGCUGUGGGACAUUCCCAUUCUGUUGGUGCCAUGAAGAAAAUAACAAAGCAUAGUCUAAUACCAAAGUCAAAGUACAGUUAGCUUUAAAGAAAUUCAUAAUUUUUCACGUUCAUGUGACUACAGUCAUAAAG
This is a messenger RNA of Pseudopodoces humilis (Tibetan ground-tit), 1857 nucleotides long. RefSeq names its product arylsulfatase D. Gene Ontology annotation, molecular function: arylsulfatase activity. Lineage: Eukaryota; Metazoa; Chordata; Aves; Passeriformes; Paridae. The record is from RefSeq and is a predicted model, not a curated record.